UGUCCCCAGAAAGAAAAUGUAGUUUAAACUAAAAUUCAAGUUAGUCAUGUUGUCGCAGCUGUCAAAGUAUGUAAAAGCACGAUCCAUACUUCAGCUGAAAAUUGAGAGGUUUACAUGUUUUUCUAUUGAAUCUACGAAAAAAUACAGCAAAUUGCGACGUCGGACGGAAGAAGAUGUUAUUGUUGGAAUCAGCAAAUCCCUUGCCGAGUAUAAAGACAUUCAGUUUGAACCUUUUCGCAUAAAAGCCUUUACGUUAGGUUCCAGCGUUACGAAUGCUAAUGUCAAAAUUGAGCAAAUCAUUACAGAUAUAAAUGUUGAAACGAUAGAACCGGACACUGUUGAUGACAGCACUGAGGCUUUCUCUAAAAUUAUUAAUUUGAAUUCGAUCUACAGAAAUGGGUUUAAUGCUCUUGAACAGCAUGUAACGGAUGGGAAAAUGACAGACAAUGUUGAUGUAAAUUUUGUAAUACAAGCCAUGAAAGCUGGAUUUCUACAAGAUCUAGAUUUUCAUGAAAGAUGCUUACAAAAGAUCUUUGUAAAUGAGGACGAUGAAGAUGAUGAUGUUAAUGAAGAAUUAUAUGAAAUAGUUAUUAUGGCAAAUCACCUUUUUUCAAGACUGACAAUGCCAAGGAUAUCAAACAGUGCCAGAUUUGGGUCACAUUUCUCGGUUUUAAAUGAUGACAGAUCAAGAAAUAUACACAGGAUGUGUCCAUGUGAUAUGUGUAAAGAAAAAAUACCUUACCACAAUUCUGGAAUUGGAAGUGAAAUGUUGUUUUAUGGAUAUCCUGAUAUUAUAGUUUAUUCCCUUGGUGGAAAAUGUAAUAUAAUUCAACCGCAACAAGAGGACAGAAAUUACUGGCUGACAAGAGAUGACCAUGCCUUUGAAGCAGAAUUUGAUGAAAAGCAAUUAAUCGAAUUAAAAAAACAGAAGGAACUAUUGAGGUCUUCUCAAAACAUUUCACAGUUUGUAGCUCAGUGUAUUACAUUUUCAUUUUAUCAAAAACAUUAUCAGUUGAAACACAGGAAGGACAGUUUGCCAGUGUCACUCAUUCCAACCAUUGCUUUGAGUGGAAUGCAUUUUGACAUUUAUAUGUAUGACAUUGACAAUGAUAUACUUUUAAGAAAUAAAGGCGAUCCUAUUCCACUGUGGAGAAGGUAUAGAUAUCCAGAGGCUAAAUUAGAUAUGUCUGCUAUCAUACAGAUUUGGAUGGUACUUAAUCACAUAACAUUAAACCCAUCACUGCCUCAGGAGGACAUACAGUCAUUAAAAGGGUCAUGUGACUUUCUUCAUCAAUUACAGCAUGAACGUAUAGACCUUAUCGAAAAAACAGUAACAAUGAAAAAAACAUUUACGCCAUGGCAAUAUGAGGAAAUAAACACUAUUCCUUUUCCUGAAGAAAAAUGUAUUUCCAUAUAAAUUAUGAGAAAAUUACUUGAUGAUGAUAUUAAUAUAAAUUAGUAGAUAAGUUAAGGGCAGACAGAGACCCUGAGAACCUACCAGUAUAUGGGACAUGGGUAAGAUUUUUAAGCCCUAUUGUUCCAAAUUGCCAAAAGGAGUUUUGGACUAUUGUUAGCAUUAUGUUUUCAAAAAUCUUAAGUGAAACCACAUUGGCAAUUUAAACUACCCGUUGCUACAGUCAUUCUAAGCUAGGAUGUCUAAUUUCAACAGUAUUACACCCCCUUACUAAACCAGAGGUAAACAGUAAUGAAUGGAGUCUGUCCUUUGGUCUGUUGCACUUCCUAUUUCAUUUCUUUAUCUGAAUUAUUUUUUUGGGUCUACCUAAGCAAAUCAUGCAUGACUUUGCAAGAGGUGAAAAAAAGAGGGGGGAGGGGCAGUCUUGGGGGGGGGGGGGGGGUAUUAUUUUGUAGUACCACUGUUUUUAUAUUAAAAAGUUGGUGCUGCAAUGAGUAGAAUACACAUACAUGUAAAAAGUAAUUUUACAAAAACUCUUUCCAUUUACAAAAUUUAUCAUUCCCUUUUUUUUGGCUAGCUAAGUUAUAUAUUUUAAUCUUAUUACAUCCCUUCAAGACCAGAUUUUUAACUACAGUUUUUUAACCUGCAGUAUUUUCUAUAUGCACUAUUUUUUCAUUUACAUUAAAUUGAAAUUGAAAUUAUAAUUUGGUCUUAAAUUUUUACUGAAAUUUAUACUUGUUAGUAUUUCAUUUUAUUUCUUUAUUUAUACUAAAUAUUUAAGGCAUUACAAUGUUAAAAA
Mytilus californianus (California mussel) is the source of this 2213-nucleotide messenger RNA. RefSeq lists its product as uncharacterized. The record is from RefSeq and is a predicted model, not a curated record. The transcript has 3 exons. Bases 47 to 1417 code for a protein of 456 amino acids. Lineage: Eukaryota; Metazoa; Mollusca; Bivalvia; Mytilida; Mytilidae.